UAAUCUCUGCAAAUAUAAAAUAUUCGCCGUAAACAAACCUAGGGCUUCAUUCUUCAAUUAGACUCUUCAUCAUCAAAUUUUUCCAGAGGUAUUACAGAUAUGGUGAAAUCUUUGAGCCAGGUGAUUCACAUUGCUUUCCAAUAUCUCCGUGGAUCACCACAAAAUCAAACUGACGGAAAUAAAAUUGAGAUGCGCGAGAAAGAAUUUGAGAAGCGUGAGAAAGAGUUGGAAGCCAGUCUAGAUGAACUGAAAUUACAAGUUAAAGCAUCAAAAUGUAAGAUAGAGGAACUGACUCAGAAAUUGGAGGACAAGGAGGAAAAAUUGGAAAGUCUGGAAGAUCUUAAUCAGACUCUUAUUAUCAAAGAACGCAGAAGUAAUGAUGAAUUGCAGGAAGCCCGUAAAGAAUUGGUUAAUCAACUGAAAGCAACUGGUAAUACUCGUGCUAGCAUCCGCUAUAAGAGAAUGGGAGAACUUGAUUCUAAACCUUUCCAGAAGGAAUGUAAGAAGCGAUUCAGGGGUGAAGAAGCAGAUGUCAAAGCUACUGAGCUCUGCAGCUUAUGGGAAGAGAUGAAUGAUUAUAAUGGGAGUGGGAGGUAUAUAGUUCCGGAACUAUGGAACUUCAAAGAGGAAAGAAGGGCAACGCUAAAGGAGGGUAUUCAAAGGUUGAGCAAAUACAAACGGAGGAAGUAUUUUUAGGUAUACCUUCACAGAAAUGAACUGAAAUUAGUUGGUUGAGGAGUUGGAAUUGAAUGCUAAAACCAGGUUGCAGAUUUUGGUGCUCCGAAGCUGUUACCGGCACCGAUCAAGAUAUGAAGCUACGCUUUGCCAUUAACGCACUGUGAAACCGCCAGAAACAUAAAAAACUGUAUACAGAAUUCAAGUCAUGUAGUAGCUUUAGCUUAUGAGAUUAUUUUUUUUUUCUGUUGGGCAACAUUUGUAAGGCAAUUGAUUACUGUGCUUGUAAGAAUGCAUCAUCUGUGAUUCAUAAGCAAUUACUGUUGAGAUUAAUCAAGUAACGAAUGAAAGUGGUCAACUGGCAUUAACAAAAUCCAAUACUGUCAUUGUUGAACACAUUAGUUCCCACAAAGUAAAGAAUUUUUGUGACUCAACCACAACUAAGUAUGAGAAAGCUCAGAUCAGAGAGCAUAUAAACCAAUAACAAAGAUCUGCAAAUGCAUUAAGACAAUUAAAGUAUCCAACCAUGUGUUUGCUUUUCUGAGUAAAAACCUAGUUUCUUACAAAUAAAAGAAGUAUAUCAUAUAUGUAAUCCAGCAGCAAAUGCAAGCUUGCAGUCAUUUCGGAUCCAUCCCCAGUGCUUCCCCAAGACUGUUUUUAUUUCCACUAAGCUAUUAUGUCAUCUAUAAGCUAUUUCCGGGGGG
This is a messenger RNA of Papaver somniferum (opium poppy), 1379 nucleotides long. Its product is annotated as factor of DNA methylation 1-like. Gene Ontology annotation, biological process: gene silencing by siRNA-directed DNA methylation. Bases 100 to 696 code for a protein of 198 amino acids. The record is from RefSeq and is a predicted model, not a curated record. Lineage: Eukaryota; Viridiplantae; Streptophyta; Magnoliopsida; Ranunculales; Papaveraceae. The transcript has 2 exons.